Messenger RNA from Eimeria tenella, 2232 nucleotides. RefSeq lists its product as uncharacterized. Lineage: Eukaryota; Apicomplexa; Conoidasida; Eucoccidiorida; Eimeriidae. Bases 1 to 2232 code for a protein of 743 amino acids. The record is from RefSeq and is a predicted model, not a curated record. The transcript has 5 exons.
AUGCGGAAGGAACUGCCGGUAGGAACGCGAAAUCGGAGAGACGAUGCAGCAGGCAGCACACACUGCGUCGAUGGCUCAAGAAAGGAAGAAAAGGAUACGCAGGAAGGUGGUGGCAUGCAGCCGCUACCCCUAGCGUUCCCAACAGCUUCAUGGUCUUCUUAUCAUCCCAGCGACCUGGAGAGCAGCUACAGCGACAGCUCGUGCAAGUCGCUCCACUCUGGCACGUAUUCACAUACCAGCGGAUCCACAUAUGAAGACCUCUCUCUAAGCCCCGACAAUGAUGGUUCUCCACGGCAGUCUACCAUCCUCUCGCUGCGGGGUGCAGACACGAGGCAACUUCCCUACGGCAAAACUGCACAACUCAAGAACCGCUGCGCCUUUGGGAGGUACCCAAAACACUGGAGGCCCUGGAGACUUGGCUCAUGCAGAGAAAAUCAAACACCGGAGAGAGCUAAUGCCAUGCUCUAUGUUGCACUGACAGAUCCAGUUCUGUCGACAUCAGUGUUGCUAGCUACAGACGGAAAAACGCCAAGAAGCCCCUCUGGGAAGGAAGAGAGCGCCAAGGAGUCGACUGUCGUUUCCCUAUCCACGCUUCUUGGGUUAGCGUGCAUCCUCGCAUUUGUGGCCUUUGCUCUUGGCUUCGCCAUUGGGUGCUCUCUCGUGCGGCCGCGACCUUCAAGAGGAGCUGCCAUCAUAGCUGCAUUCCCGCUAGCCAGCCGGCUUGCAGAUUCGGGCAGGGAAACCGAAGACUUCUUUGCGUCUUCAUUGUCCUCUCGUACAACUCAGUCCUUGGAGCACCUGAUUAAAAAUGAAAGAAAGCUUACUCACGACACUGACGAGACUCCUGCACGAGGCAAUGUGGAGAAGACUCAAGAAGCAACGUCACGCAGCGCUGCGUUUCUCGUUCUGGAAGUGACUCAGACUCAACCAGAGGCCAAAGAGCCUGUGGCAGUUUUGAAAGGCUUCUUCGGCGGGACAGAGUCCGGCGUGUCUGUAUUGGAAUAUAUUCCUGCCCCGCUAGCUGGCAGGACAGCAGAAGAGUCAUGCUUCACUCCACAGUCAUUUGCUUCAGAGAGAGGAAAUGCAAGUGUUUCCUCCCCAUUCAAGCCAGCAAACAUUGAGGAUACUCCACCUUUAGAAAGUGGGAAUUUCCUCUCGGGCACGAGUGAGGGCAACGUUUCCGCGAAUGCUCCCAUAGUGCCAACGAGAAAUGAGUUUCUUACCGUUAUGCCACACUUUACUGAUGCAGCAGAAAGCCCAACUCAUUCUGAGUCACUCGGACCCACAUUUGCUUUGCUUACCCCAGCGCUUGAUCGUGCCUGUGAAUCGACGAUUGAAGCAGGCUACCACAGUGUUGAUCAGGCACUGCACGAUUUGCCCCCGUUGGCAAGUGGGGCUUCGUCGAAGAUGUUCUGGGGUUCCUUUCUGCCUCUUAGCGGAGAUGCCAUUUCGGGUAUAGGGCAGGUAGGAGAAAAAAGUAGUGACAAACAUGGCAGGCACGACGUUGGGCAAGCAUCAACGCUGAAGGAAAAUAAACCAAAAGGCGGUCGGUCCAACCCAGAGGAGAUGAUCGAUAUUGCUGGUCCAGUUCCUAUGCCGUUUCUUGAGCCUUCACGGAUAGCAAGCGGAAAUGACUGGCGUUCAAGCACGGUGCCUGUCGGGGUAUCGGGGAAUCGGAAGCUCCUUUCCGUAUUUCAACGUCUCUUCGGCUCCAGCCCUAGAGACAGGAUGCUCAAAAGCAGUUCAACAAGCCCGAUUAUAGGAGCGCUAAGUGACAGCUCAACAGACGCAGAGGAAGGGUUAACAGGCAAAUCAUAUGACGGUAGCAGCAGUGCUAACAAUCCAGCAACGGAACCAAAGGGGCAGCCAAAACAACCUUCAGUAGGGGCAAAUAGUGGCCCUUACCUGUUGUCCGUGGCAUUCCAUCCAAUGGCCGACGCUCAGGGGAGCGGAUUCAAAGCAAAGGAGCUCCUGAUUAGUCUAAAUCACGUUGUGACGUCUCAUGAAAUGUAUGAAAACCUUAUCCAGGACUGCCGCCUAGGUAGAGUGUACGUGCAGCUGAGCAGCGCACUUGCCUACUAUACGCUGUUUUAUUGGGACGACGUGGAGUACCACCGGUUCCUUCCAUUUCCUUUGAGCUGUAUGCUUAAGGAUACAGCGAGCUCCGCGGGCACUCCUAAACCGAUAAAGUGGCACCGGCCUCCCGAAAUUGCAGAGUCCACACUUCUUUGA